This is a messenger RNA of Pleuronectes platessa (European plaice), 1955 nucleotides long. Its product is annotated as tyrosine-protein kinase receptor UFO-like. The transcript has 9 exons. Lineage: Eukaryota; Metazoa; Chordata; Actinopteri; Pleuronectiformes; Pleuronectidae. The record is from RefSeq and is a predicted model, not a curated record. The annotation marks the transcript as partial. Gene Ontology annotation, molecular function: protein binding.
ACACACACACACACACACACAGGCCACUUUGUUUCCAGCGGGAAAUGAACGAUUCACUGCGGCUAUUUGCAACUUGUGUGGAUCCGUGCGUAAUUAAAAAGCGAAUGGGGGAUUGUUCGGAGACAAUCAGCAUGCCGCAGGGUUCCUCACAUCCUCCGAGGGAAGGAGGGAGACCCAGGAGGAGGAGGAGUGAGAAGAGAAGGAGGAGGAGGAGGAGGAGGAGGGUGGAAAGAAGUUGAGUUGAGGAAUUUGAAUCCUGUUUGAAGGGGGGGAGAGAGAGAGGGAGAAGAAAGGGCGAAGGGGGGGAAUGUCUGAGUGAGUCUGAGGGAACCGGUGAGAAGGAGAGAGGCUGCAGGGAACACUGGUUUGAAAAAUAAUACUCACUGGGUUUCUACAGUAUAGACUGGGAUUUGGAAAACUUCAGGGGGAAAAGUUUGGAGUGCGCUCGUUUCGCCGCGCGCCCGUUGGAGAGCCGUGUGUAUUUGGAUCAACACAAAACAACAACAACAACAACAACAACACAAGCGGGGAAGCGACCAGACGCGCGGACGUUCCUCUCUCUAUCCACGAUCGGUGUGAAAUCGGAUUUGUUUCGGUUCCCACUCGCGGAUAAACCGGUUUCUGGAUCGUCUGAGUGGGGAGGAGGUAAGGGGGGGCGGAGGUCUUGGAGCUGCUGAGAUGCGGUGAUGGAGUCCGGAGGUGUUUCCAAGAUGACUGCGUUUCUCCUGAAGCUGCUUUUCAGAGGCGACGUCACGUCGAGAGGAACCAUGACCGGGUUUCACAGAUGGUCGCUUCUGAUCCUCUUGUUUUCCGCCUGGAGGCCGGUGGGCGCCGGUUCCCUGACAGAUUUGGAGUUUGAGCGGAGUCCGGCUCAUAUCAUCUCCUCGCUGGGCCGACCCGUCAAGGUGCACUGUGUCCUGACGGGGUCGGGGGGUGAGGAGGAGGACCCGCCUGAUGUGCUGUGGCUGAGAGACGGCGUUCCACUCCAGUAUGCAGACACCAACCAGUUCCAAGGUCACACUGGCGGCCACAGUUGGACGAUAAUAAGCACGCUGAGUAUCGAGAAGGUGCAGCUUCCUGACAUGGGCUCCUACAGAUGUGCUGUCCUGUCGGAACAUCUGCAGGUUCUGUCCGAGGAGGGGAGCAUCCAGCUGGAGGGCCUUCCUCAUUUCUCCGUGGAGCCCCAGCACAUGUCGGUGGUGGCCAACGUGUCCCUGAGCCUGAGCUGCGUGGCCCACGGCCCCCCGGAGCCGGUCAGGGUCAUCUGGCUGCAGGACGGGGCUCCGCUCAACUCCCUGUCGGACCCCGUGGCCAUGUCGCCCUCCACGCUCAACCUCACAGGUCUGAACCGGACCAGCACCUUCUCCUGUGAAGCUCACAACCGCAAAGGUGUGGCCACAUCUGGAUCCGGCACCAUCACUGUUCUUCCGUUGCAGCCUCAGAACCUCCGAGCCGUGGAGGUCACUCAGACCAGCCUGCGCCUGGCGUGGCGGGCGGGGUUCGGCGGCGACUACCCGAUCAUCCGCUGCUCGGUUCAGGCCCGGGGGUCAGGAGAGUCGCUCGCCGACGGCCCAGAGAAGAUGAUCCACAACCAGAACGUGAACAUCCCGCCCUCCACCCACCUCAUCGGGGACCUGGAGCCCCACAGCCUCUACACGGUGAGGGUGGCCUGUCACAGCAGCCAGGGCCCCUCGGCCUGGUCGCCCUGGGUGGAGCUGCGCACCAGUGAAGGAGUUCCAGAGAACCCACCUGUGAACGUGACGGUGGCGCUGAACGGGACGGACGUGCUGAUGGAGUGGGAGGAGCCUCCCGGGAAGCUGAAUGGAGAACUACAGGGCUACAUGGUGGAGUACAGCACGCCUUCUGCUUGAUCCUUUAUUUCCUUUUGUUGACAGGUCAUCAGGGACACUGGAUUGGACACUGAGCUGUCAAUCAACCUGUCCAUCCCCCUGUCC